Onychomys torridus (southern grasshopper mouse) is the source of this 1418-nucleotide messenger RNA. It is a transcript of the gene Boll, whose product is annotated as boule homolog, RNA binding protein. Lineage: Eukaryota; Metazoa; Chordata; Mammalia; Rodentia; Cricetidae. The record is from RefSeq and is a predicted model, not a curated record. Gene Ontology annotation, molecular function: RNA binding; protein binding. The coding region runs from base 612 to 1094 and encodes 160 amino acids. The transcript has 10 exons.
GCGCGUGGUAGGUGCCGUUGAGGGUUCCCGCCACCGCUGCUGGCGGGUUUGCCUGGCAAAAUUUCUCGCUGGCUCGCCUUCUUUUCCCUCCCGCACUUUGGUGGGGAGGGGGGGGACCCUCGCGUCGGCGCCUCGCUUCACGAUGACCCGAGAGAAGCCGAGGACGUGGUCAGUUCGGCCAUGCCCCCCAUCGCCUCGACCUGCUGGCCGCCCCGGGGAAGGAGCACCGAGGCGGUGACUGCGACGCAAACAACAAAUCAGACGCAAACAGAUUCAUUAUCUCCAUCCCCUAAUCCUGUGUCACCUGUGCCUUUGAAUAACCCAACAAGUGCCCCAAGAUACGGAACUGUGAUCCCUAACCGCAUCUUCGUAGGAGGAAUUGACUUUAAGACAAAUGAAAAUGAUUUAAGAAAGUUUUUUUCCCAGUAUGGGUCAGUAAAAGAAGUGAAGAUCGUUAAUGACAGAGCUGGAGUGUCCAAAGGGUAUGGUUUCAUCACUUUUGAAACUCAAGAAGAUGCACAAAAAAUCUUACAAGAGGCUGAAAAACUUAAUUAUAAGGAUAAGAAACUGAACAUUGGUCCAGCAAUAAGAAAACAGCAAGUUCCAGUAUAAUGCCUGCUGCUGGAACAAUGUAUCUAACCACUUCAACUGGAUAUCCUUACACUUACCAUAAUGGCGUUGCUUAUUUCCAUACUCCAGAAGUAACUUCUGUCCCACCAUCUUGGCCUUCACGAUCCAUAUCUAGUUCUCCUGUGAUGGUAGCUCAGCCGGUUUAUCAACAGCCUGCAUAUCACUACCAGGCCCCAGCUCAGUGUUUACCAGGGCAGUGGCAGUGGGGGGUUCCCCAGUCCCCUGCCUCUUCUGCUCCAUUCCUAUAUCUGCAGCCCUCUGAGGUUAUUUAUCAACCAGUAGAAAUUGCACAAGAUGGUGGCUGUGUUCCUCCUCCACUGUCUCUGAUGGAAGCCUCCGUCCCAGAGCCGUAUUCUGACCAUGGAGUCCAAGCAGCGUACCACCAGGUCUAUGCUUCCAGUGCCAUUGCUAUGCCUGCGCCCGUGAUGCAGCCUGAGCCCAUUAAAGUAAGGAGUUCAGUUUGAGUUCUUUUGGCUUCCCUUCCACUAUGCUCUGGACAUUUUUAUACCAGCUGUGAUCCAAAAAGUACAGUUAGUGAAGGAAACAAAUUCUAAAUUAACUAUCAUUCCUAUUAACUAAUUUUGAAAUGUUAUAAAUCAUUCAUGGUCAAAGUGUUUUAUUUGUUGUGAUAAAGAGAUCCAUAAACUUAAGUUUAUCAUUUUAACUAUUUUAAGUGUCUUUAAGUAUAUAUUCACAGCACUGUGAAAAUUAUUACCAGAAUUCCUAACCUUUUCCACUACCACAAGUAGAAACUGUUCUCAUUACACAGUAAAUUCACCUUCCUUUUU